UAUCGAAUGAAUUGUUUUAUUUGAAAAAAAAAGACCUGCUUUUCCUACUGCCCUAACUGCAUAUCCCUCUCACUUCAGGCCAGUGAGCAUAGGGGCAGCCAAAAUGCUUCUAAUGUGGACAUGGCAGGCAUAGUUCACAGUGAUAAGGACUAAACCUGUUGCCAGCUGCCACUUCUCAGCAUGUGUCGAGGUUUAGCUGCACUUCCCUUCACUUGCUUUGAAAGAGCCAAAGAAUUCAAGACUCGCUUAAGGCUCCUGCUUCAUAAAACAGAGCUGGGACAUGAGUUGAGCUCCAGCAAGCCUCUGUGGGGCACCAAGAUGAGAUACUCCUCAGAAGAGGUACUAGGAUGGAAACAAUCUUUUGACCAGCUGCUUAAGAGUAAAAAUGGGUUGUCUGCAUUCUACACCUUCCUGAAGACAGAGUUCAGUGAGGAGAACCUGGAGUUUUGGCUGGCUUGUGAAGACUACAAAAAGACCCGGUCAAAAUCUAAAUUGGCAUCCAAGGCGAACAGGAUCUUUGAAAAGUUUAUUCAAAAUGAAGCACCCAGAGAGGUAAAUAUUGACCAUGAAACCAGAGAGCUAACUCGGAAAAACUUGACAAGUGCUACCUCUGCUUGCUUUGAUGAAGCUCAGGCAAAAACCCGCACCUUAAUGGAGAAGGACUCCUACCCCCGGUUCCUGAAAUCCACCUCUUACUGGAAAAUGACUGAACAGGCUAGCAGCCAUGGCACCAGCAAGCAGUCACACACCUGAUUCAAUUCACCCACACUGCCAGAAAUGGUGUGUGAGAGAAGGUCCAUAUGGUGGAAUGGAGGGAGAGCAGAAGAGGCAGGAGCCUGAGAAACAGCCAGAGAGGCACAAAGAGCUUCUAGCAGUGGAGGUGUAGCUGAAGUCUUGGGAUUUUAUCCUUAUCAGGAUCCCCAGGACCUCCAGCACUUCCAUGUACCCCCAUGGUACAGGUCCUCUUCCACUGCUGCCAUGGGAGACUGUGAAAUGGAAACUGUUGGGGGAAAGAAAUGGGUGGACAGUUACUUCUAUGCAGGCAAGUGCUCCAGUGACAGAAAUUGAAUGGAGGCAGGUGUUAAACAAGAGGCUUGCACUAAAGACUGAGAAAGACAGAAAGGCUGGAUUUGAGUGGCAGGCUCCAGUGAAAAUAGGGCAGACUGAAUUCCCCUUGAAACUGUUCACCACCUAGUGCUGAAAUGUGUGCAUGAAUGAAUGUAUAUAUUAUUAUUUAUAUGCAUGAGUCAGAGCCUCAGGUUGCUCUCAGGACCCUGCCUCUGCCCUUACA
This is a messenger RNA of Alligator sinensis (Chinese alligator), 1291 nucleotides long. It is a transcript of the gene RGS16, whose product is annotated as regulator of G protein signaling 16. The coding region runs from base 181 to 753 and encodes 190 amino acids. NCBI's taxonomy places the organism in Eukaryota, Metazoa, Chordata, Crocodylia, Alligatoridae. The record is from RefSeq and is a predicted model, not a curated record. The transcript has 6 exons.